AUGGCUACUCAUAAAACUCGGUAUGGUCGUCAGAUACGCCCAACAGCUAAGGCCCUUGAUACCGCCUGGAAGGUCCUCGAAACCCCUAAGAAGGACGUCCGUAUACAAAUAGACAAUGAAUUUGACGAACCUGACACACUGGCAGUUCCUGAUGGUAGUCAACCCCGUGAACACUCGUCAUCCAGUGAACGAGCUACAUGUAAUUCCGUUGAAUUAAAGAAAGCUGAGCUGCGCCUUCGUUAUGAGACAAAAUGUGCUGAACUGGAGACAGAACAGAUUGAACUUGAAACACGCAAAUUGAAUAUUCAGAAACGUCUAGAAACCGCGCGUGCUAGUUAUGACCUGAAGGAACUUGAACUGAAUUCAAAAUCUGAUAGUGUGUCUAUGAUGACUAUAGACGAAUGUUUCGAGUUGCAUGAAAAUGUUUAUAAAGCUGAUGCGAAAGUGCAACCACCUGUACUAAGAUCUGCUACUAAAGUUGAUUCUUGGAUCCAGGAUCCCCAUCAUGAAAAUAAUUGUAGAUCUAAUCAUGAACAGCAGGAGGUGUAUAAACCACCUGCGCCUUUUCAGUCAAAUGUUCAGAAUCCUCCGUUUUUUGUUCACUACGGUCCAGGUUUGCCUGAGUUUAAGAUAGAAGUUUUUAGUGGUAAACCGGCUGACUGGCCUGAGUGGUUUCUGUCAUUCAAAAACCUCAUUCAUGAUAAUCCCGCAUUGACUGACGGGCAAAGGUUAGGCUAUCUUAAAACGUAUUUAGGCCAGGAGCCACGCAGCAAGGUAUUUGGUCUGUUACUGGACGCUAAGGAUUACCCCAAAGCAAUGACUGAACUUAGGGAUAGAUAUGGUAACCCAGCACUGGUAAUUGAUGGCUUCAUUAGAAAGGUACGCCAGUGGCCGAAGUUACGCGGUAUUUGCGAUUUGGGUACUUUUUUCACAAAUGUGUCUCAGUUGAUUCAAAUGUUUAAAGCCAUGGGCUACGAAGCAGAUUUACAAGCUAAAGGUCUCCUGUGUGAUUUGACUUCCAAAAUUCCGGACAGUAUGCAAGAAUCGUGGGGGAAUUGGGUAGUUAAGAAGGGCGAAGGAAACCCAACAGUUGAGUUGUUCUAUCAAUGGCUGAAGUCUAAAGAGAAUGCUUUGCGUUUUACAUCGUUGUCGUCAAAUCCGCCGUGUUAUCAGAGUAUUGACAAGUCUAAGAAGGGACAUGAGGUGAAGAAAACGGUAACCACAUUGACUACACCCUAUACCCAGGUUAAGAAAUACUGUGUCUUUUGCAAUGGUGAACAUUGGCUGGACUCAUGCGCUAAAUUUUCCCGUAAAACGCCAAGUGAGCGUCUAGCCUGGUUUAAGGAAAAGGGCAGAUGUUUUCUGUGUACCAAAACUACCCACAGGUCUAGUGGAUGUUUCCUCAAGAUAAGAUGCAAAGUGAAAGAUUGCGGCAAAUCGCAUGCUACCAUCCUUCAUGAAGCUUUUUUGGCUCCUAAGCUGGCUCAAAGUAGUUUCUCAUCAGAUCACACUAAAGCAGGUGUGCCAAAGGAGGGAAGCAAGCCAGACGUCCAUUCCGUUGGUGUUGGUUUCAUGAAAAAAGGAAAAUCAGUGGUAUAUCUACAGACAUUGCCGGUGCGAAUUCACACUCCCAGUGGACAGGUCGUUGAUACAUACGGGUUACUUGAUAGUGGUAGUCAGGCUACACUCAUACAAGAAGAUUUUGCAAAAAGUAUUGGUUUGAAAGGUCCCUCAUCAAAGUUACGCGUGUGUGGCGUUGGUGGCAAGCUAUCAGAACAACAGUCCAAGUGUCUAUCGUUUUGGUUGAGUGAUCCCAAAAAUGAUUCCAAACCACUAAUUAGAGUAAAAGAAGCGUGGACUUUCAGUGAGCCUUUUAGUCUUUCGGUUCAUGCUGGUAACAAUGCAGAUUUCUCAUCCUGGCCACAUGUACAACAUUUGAACUUGGAACAUGCGCCUGACUCGCUAGACAUAAAGGUUUUGAUAGGGGUUAAUGUUACCAAGGCCCACACACAACUAGAAGUUCGGGAAGGCCCUGUAGAUCUGCCAAUCGCCGUACAUACCCCCUUGGGAUGGACUGUAAUGGGUGUGGAUCGUACUCAACCUGAUAGUUCUGGUAAUGAACAUGAUGUGAGUGUCAACAACUUUCUGAUCAACAAGAUCACCGACUUGGAACAGAGUGUUGAACGGUUCUGGAAAACCGAAAGCUUUGGUACUCUCGAUGCAACAGAUGUCCCCUAUUCAAUGGAAGAUAAAAGAGCACAGGACGCGCUUGACACAACAACACGUAUUACAGAGAACGGUCAUUAUGAAGUCAGCAUGUUAUGGUCGAAACCUCCGGAUCUUGUAGAUAAUAAGCCACAAGCAGAGCGCCGCUUUGAACAAUUGCAACGUAAACUGAACAACAACCCUACUUUUCGCGACAAGUAUAGAGAUGUGAUCAAUAAGUAUAUUUCUAAGGGCUUUGCACGUAAACUAUCCCCGGAAGAGGUUAGUCAAUCGAGUGACCGUACACAUUACUUGCCACACCAUGGAGUUGUCAAUCCAAAAAAGCCUGACAAAUUGAGAGUAGUGUUCGAUGCUGCUGCUGUGUAUGCAGGUUCUAGUUUGAACGAUCACUUGUUAGUGGGUCCUGAUCUGCUAAAUAAUUUGAUCGGAAUUUUGAUGAGAUUUAGAUGUGGUCCCAUAGCAAUCUCCGCCGAUGUAGAAAGUAUGUUUCACAUGGUCUUGGUUCCCAAAGAUGACAGGGAUGCUCUCAGGUUUCUUUGGAAAGAUGACUUAGAAAGUGAUGAUCCUCCUGAUGUAUACCAAAUGGUCGUGCACAUAUUCGGUGCAAAAUCAUCUCCAUGCUGCGCCAAUUACUGCUUGCGCCGCUGUGCGUUGGACCACAUCGAUAAGUUUAGUCCCUUGGUGAUUGAUACUGUGUUGCACAACUUCUAUGUUGAUGACAUGCUGAAAGCUUUGUACAAGUGUACAAUUGAAGAAGCUAUUGAUCUUGUUGUGGAGCUAAUUAAGAUCACUGCUUCAGGUGGUUUCAAAUUGACAGCUUGGGCUUCAAAUUGUCCAGAAAUUUUGAGCGCUUUGAAAGAUCUGGAUGAUAGCCUGGGAAUCUCAACGGUUGUAGAUUUGAACCUGGAUGGUACGCACUCUCGCAGAACACUUGGUAUCAAUUGUGAUAUGAAAUCGGAUGUGUUUUGCUUCGAGUCAAUUGUGAUUCAAAAUGUCUGCACCAAACGAGGAAUCAUGAGCAAAAUCAGUUCCGUAUUUGACCCUUUGGGCUUGUUGUCACCGUUCGUUCUCAGGGCAAAGUUGAUAAUGAAGAGUCUCUGGGAGAAAGGUUACGGUUGGGAUGACAUUGUAAGUGAUGCGGACUCCAGUGAUUGGACCCGAUGGUGUGAAGAGCUAAGUGAGCUCCCGGGUCUUCAUAUCCCUCGAUGUUACUGGCCAUGUGAGUUUGUACCGGAAACGUUCGUGUUGCAUACCUUCUGUGAUGCGUCUGAGUUUGCGUUCGCGGCCUGCUCAUACUUGUUUGUAUCAUCAGAAAGUGGUGAAUUGUACGGAUCUCUUGUCAUGUCAAAAACUAAGGUUGCUCCUUUGAAGGACCGAUGUCUUACGAUGCCACGUCUUGAACUCCAAGGGCUGGCUCUCCGGCCGGGAAUCGAACCCGGGUCUCCCGCGUGA
Lineus longissimus is the source of this 3678-nucleotide messenger RNA. RefSeq lists its product as uncharacterized. Lineage: Eukaryota; Metazoa; Nemertea; Pilidiophora; Heteronemertea; Lineidae. Bases 1 to 3678 code for a protein of 1225 amino acids. Gene Ontology annotation, molecular function: aspartic-type endopeptidase activity. The record is from RefSeq and is a predicted model, not a curated record. The transcript has a single exon. Gene Ontology annotation, biological process: proteolysis.